Molecule: messenger RNA, 1098 nt
Organism: Acomys russatus (golden spiny mouse)
Lineage: Eukaryota; Metazoa; Chordata; Mammalia; Rodentia; Muridae
Gene: Ccr9
Product: C-C motif chemokine receptor 9
Exons: 1
Coding region: 1-1083 (360 amino acids)
Biological process (GO): immune response; G protein-coupled receptor signaling pathway; chemotaxis
Cellular component (GO): membrane
Molecular function (GO): C-C chemokine receptor activity
Source: RefSeq, a predicted model, not a curated record
AUGCCUGGUAUGUUUGACGACUACAGCUAUGACUCCACUGCUUCCACAGAAGACUACGUAAAUUUCAACUUCAGUAGCUUCUUCUGUCAGAAAAACAAUGUCAGGCAGUUUGCGAGCCAUUUCCUUCCACCUCUGUACUGGCUUGUGUUCCUCGUGGGCACGCUGGGCAACAGCCUGGUCAUCCUUGUCUACUGGUAUUGCACAAGAGUGAAGACCAUGACCGACAUGUUCCUUUUGAAUUUGGCCAUCGCUGAUCUGCUCUUUCUUGCCACUCUUCCCUUUUGGGCCAUUGCUGCUGCUGGCCAGUGGACAUUCCAGACCUUCAUGUGCAAGGUUGUGAACAGCAUGUACAAGAUGAACUUCUACAGCUGCGUGCUGCUCAUCAUGUGUAUCAGCGUGGACAGGUACAUUGCCAUUGUACAGGCCAUGAAGGCUCAGGUGUGGAGGCAGAAAAGGCUGCUGUACAGCAAGAUGGUCUGCAUUACCAUCUGGGUGACGGCAGCUGUGCUCUGCACCCCAGAAAUCCUGUACAGCCAAGUCAGCAGAGAAUCUGGCAUCUCUAUCUGUACCAUGGUCUACCCUAAGGAUAAGAAUGCCAAGUUAAAGUCAGCUGUCUUGAUCCUGAAGGUGACGCUGGGGUUCUUCCUCCCCUGCAUGGUCAUGGCUUUCUGCUACACCAUCAUCAUUCAUACCCUGGUGCAUGCCAAGAAGUCAUCCAAGCACAGGGCCCUCAGGGUGACCAUCACUGUCCUCACUGUCUUCAUCGUGUCUCAGUUCCCCUACAACUGCAUCCUCGCAGUGCAGGCUGUCGAUGCCCACACCAUGUUCAUCUCCAACUGCGCUAUUUCCGCCAAUAUUGACAUCUGCUUCCAAGUCACUCAGACUGUUGCAUUCCUCCACAGUUGCCUGAACCCAGUUCUCUAUGUUUUUGUGGGGGAGAGAUUCCGCCGGGAUCUGGUGAAGACCCUGAAGAACAUGGGAUGCAUCAGCCAGGCCCAGUGGGUCUCCUUCACUAGGAGAGAGGGUAGCUUGAAGCUCUCUUCUAUGCUAUUGGAAACAACUUCGGGGGCUCUCUCCCUCUGAGAGAACUCACCCAGG